AUGGUUAUACUCUUUCUUACAGCAGCUGUCGCAUUUUCAAGUCGAAUAACUUCUGUCAUUCUUUAUGAAUCGAUCAUUCAUGAGUACGAUCCAUAUUUCAAUUAUCGUGCAACUCUUCACCUACUUGACAAAGGUCACUACCAGUUCCUCAACUGGUUCGACAGUAAUUCUUGGUAUCCAUUAGGACGAAAUAUCGGCUCCACUGUUUAUCCCGGUUCAAUUUUUGCAAAUAAAUUAUUCUUAAGUCUUAUUCGCUUGUUCAGAAUUAAUAACGGUACUUGGAUUGUUUUGCAAAUGAAAAUAUCAGUUGAAGCGCUAAUACUUCAUGAAACAACAAUUCUUUUUACAGGUUUAAUGGUCGUUGCAGCAUUUCUUCAUAAAUUCUUAAAUUGGUUGCACAUCACCGUUCAUAUUCGCGAAAUUUGUGUAUUUAUUGGACCAAUAUUCAGUGUUUUCACAAUCGGUGUCAUGUAUUUAUUCGGGAAAAAAAUAGAUAAUGACUGUACUGGUUUAAUGUCAGCUGCGUUGAUGGCUGUCGUACCGGGAUCGACUUUCCGUUCUGUCGCAGGGUCGUUCGACAAUGAAAGCACUGCCAUAUUUCUUAUGGUUUUCACCUUCUACUGCUGGAUUCAGGCUCUCGAUUCUGGCAAUAUUUUCUGGUCCAUGAUUUGUGCUCUUGUCUAUUUUGGAAUGAGCUAUACGUGGGGAGGUUAUGUAUAUGUGCUGAACUUGAUUGCUUUGCACAGUUUUUUUCUAAUCCUAGCUGGGCGAUUCUCAUCAAAAACAUAUGUGGCCUAUUCAAUCGUUAAUAUUUUGGCAAAUUUUUAA
Molecule: messenger RNA, 828 nt
Organism: Dracunculus medinensis (Guinea worm)
Lineage: Eukaryota; Metazoa; Nematoda; Chromadorea; Rhabditida; Dracunculidae
Source: the annotation of a GenBank genome assembly